UUUUUCUGCAUUGAAAAGGAGUCAGUGCAUGUGAAAGAACUUUCUGUGGGGUCGAGGGAAAUGGAUGAUGUGAAAGUGAGCUAGGGUCCCUCCAUUGUGGACUCCUGUGCCAUCCGUGUGGAAUCGAAGUGCCAUCCAGGAUGCAGGACCCAACACUGCAUGACCCGUCACACCUUCUCUGGGAUCUUUGCAAGCUAGUCACCCACUGCCGAAAUGAGGGCCCUGUUGCCAACGUACCGGUGGUGCGAGCGGAUGUUGACCCUGGAUGGUGCAUCCUUGAGGGGAGGCCCAGGGAAUUCUCUCCAGACCAUGGAGAGCCUGGGGCAGAUCAUUGCGAGGCAGCUGGUACGGGAAGGACGCAACACCGAUGCCCGUCGCAUCCUUCGCUCUGCUGCACUCCUCAAGGACAAG
Messenger RNA from Darwinula stevensoni, 411 nucleotides. Lineage: Eukaryota; Metazoa; Arthropoda; Ostracoda; Podocopida; Darwinulidae. The record is from the annotation of a GenBank genome assembly.